Molecule: messenger RNA, 706 nt
Organism: Musca vetustissima
Lineage: Eukaryota; Metazoa; Arthropoda; Insecta; Diptera; Muscidae
Product: eukaryotic translation initiation factor 5-like
Exons: 1
Biological process (GO): translational initiation; formation of translation preinitiation complex; formation of cytoplasmic translation initiation complex
Cellular component (GO): cytosol
Molecular function (GO): GDP-dissociation inhibitor activity; translation initiation factor activity; eukaryotic initiation factor eIF2 binding
Source: RefSeq, a predicted model, not a curated record
GAAGCCAUUCGCGCUCGUCUCCAAGAUUUAACCGAUGGCGCCAAGAGCAUGACCAUUUCCGAUGAUUACGAUAAAACCGAAAAGGAACGUAUCGAUAUUUUCUAUGAAAUCGUCAAAAAGAAGUUGGACGAUGGCAAAUUGGAUGCCGUGGCCGAACACAAAGAGCUGCUGAUCGAAGCCGAACGUUUGGAUAUUGUCCAUAAGGCCCCCUUGGUCUUGGCUGAAUUGCUCUUCUCCGAUAAUUUGACUCAAGAUGUACGCAAACAUCGUGUCCUAUUGUUGCGCUUCACUCACAACAAUCCCAAGGCUCAACGUUAUCUGAUCGGUGGCAUCGAACAAAUUAUUGCCCUGCACAAGGAGAAAUUGAUGCCUAAGGUUGCCGGUAUUUUCAAGCUCUUCUAUGACACGGAUAUUUUGGAUGAAAAGGUGAUUUUGGAUUGGUCGCUGAAGGUUAGCAAGAAAUAUGUAUCCCGUGAGGUGGCCACCGAAAUUCAUGAGAAGGCCAAACCGUUCAUUCAGUGGUUGAAGGAGGCCGAGGAGGAGGACUCGUCCGAAGAAGAAGACGAAGAAGAUUCAGAGGUUGAGAUUGAGUAUAAUGAUAGGGCUCGUGUUGAGCCGCUUAAGGCCCAGGUAACACAGGUUACCAAGAAGGUUAUCGAAGAGGACGAUGAUGAUGGUGAAGAAAUUGAUAUUGAUGAUAUCUAAA